Molecule: messenger RNA, 4223 nt
Organism: Athalia rosae (coleseed sawfly)
Lineage: Eukaryota; Metazoa; Arthropoda; Insecta; Hymenoptera; Athaliidae
Gene: kar
Product: monocarboxylate transporter 10
Exons: 11
Coding region: 903-2708 (601 amino acids)
Biological process (GO): transmembrane transport
Molecular function (GO): monocarboxylic acid transmembrane transporter activity
Source: RefSeq, a predicted model, not a curated record
CAGCUAUCGCGCAUUGUCGAGGCGCACCACGUGUGAAGUUUCGUGACCGAAUCCAUAAAAGUCUAUUCGAAAUCCAGUAGCCUUUGCCCUUGUGUACCAGAAGCGUCUGUUGUACGCGAGUAACGCGAAAUUUCCUUCUGUGUUUCUAAUUUUUUCGGUGCAUAGACGGCUCUCGAUCGUAAAAAUUGCUAACUCUACAGAAUCCAAUGAAUCCGGUUGAACAUUCGCGAAAUCGGUGGGUGUUCUGGAAAUAACACACACCAGAAAUCAAACGACAACAAAGGUGAACAAUGAAUCGGAGAUUCGCGCGCUCGAAGGUCAUAGGGCGCCUAUAUGGGCGCAACUCGUCAUACGUCAAGGUUACCCCUUUCAACGAUCACUGCCAUUUAUGAUGCGAUUACGAUUGAUUGAUUGAUUGACUUUGAUAACGCUUAGUAAUUUUUCCCUCCGGAGAAUCAACGGACCAAAAUUUAUGUCUACAACUAGCAAUGUGCAGAUAUUGCACCGCAAGAGUAUGUAAAAUAUCUCUUCCAACCGAUUGUAGUCUCCGGACGCGCAGUCGUCUCUCAACCGCGGCAGACACCGGGUGGCUUGUACCUUCCAUCGUGAGCGACGACGCGGGACGCGACCCAAGAUUGCGUUUAUCAACCGAUCUUUGUCAAGAAAUCAGCAUAAAAUCAAGGCGCGAAAGAAAAAUAAAGAUUUUCAUUCCUUUAUGAAUAUCCAUUGGGAUGUCUUUGAGUAAUGGAUAAUUGUUGUUGAAAAUUUUUAAUUAUUUUUUAACUACGUAGUGAAUUUUAAUCAACAAUUUUAUUACAUACAGAGUCACUAGGUCCAGUAGAGAUCUUCUUCGAGGAUAGUGAAGAAGAUAAUUCAUUUGUCAAAUUCUUUUAUCGUCCAGGAUGACCGUAACAAAGAGCAGUGAAACAAAGCAAGAAUCUACCCCGGAUUUAACUUACAACACAUUGCAAGGUGCACGUACUCAAAUUGAUGGGGAAAAUCGAAAUACACGUGUGUCAAGCGAGGAACCAAUUCUCAGAAACGAAAGCUCAAGUAAUAACAACAAUGACGACCAUGAUCAUCAAAAUGAAAGUCACCUGCACACUACAAUCAUCGCCAAUCCAGCACCACCAAUUGUUCAAGAAAUGUCAUUAGAUGCAGAGGUUGGUGCUCCCCUUAUUCGGCCGCAGGAUUGGGUACGCAAUGCUCCUCAAGUUUUAAGAUCAAAUAGUGAGGAUGACGAAGUUGUAGCAUCAAAGAAGAAGGACCCAGAAGAUCCAGGACAUGGUGACAUCUUGUCACCAGAGUACUUGCUAGCUACAAAUAAUGCCAGCAGGCACGAACCACCCGAUGGAGGUGUCAGAGCAUGGUCCGUCAUGGUUGCAAGCUUUUUCAUCAAUGGAGUACUUUUUGGCAUUAUAAACGCAUACUCGGUUGUGUAUAUAAAACUACAAGCUGGAUUACAAGAAACUGGCGAUACCGAAGCAUCUUCCAAAGCCGCCCUGGUUGGUUCUUUGACAAUUGGUACAACUUUCCUCUUGUCCCCAAUUGCUGGUAUCCUAACAGAUAAAAUUGGAAUACGGUUGACAACAUUUAUUGGAGGAGCACUAGCCUCUGGUGGAAUGCUUUUAUCUUCUUUACUUUACGACAAGGUAGAAGCCCUUUUCGUGACGUACGGAGUCAUGUACGGACUCGGUGCAAGUCUUGCGUAUACUCCGAGUCUCGUAAUACUCGGACAUUAUUUCAAAAAAUAUUUGGGAUUCGUCAACGGUGUCGUUACUGCAGGCAGCUCCGUAUUUACCAUCCUCAUGCCUUACCUGAUGUCUGCAUUACUGAAACACGUUGGGCUAGCAGGACUCCUGCAAUGCCUCGCUGGCCUUACCGCUGUCGUUAUGGGAUGCUCGUUACUUUUCAAACCAGUUUUGCCACCUCCGCCACCAAAUAUAGAGGACUCGCGUUUACGUAAAACUUCUCUAAAAACCAAACUCAAGGAAGUUAUCAACGUUUCGAUAUGGAAACAGAAACGAUAUGUCUUAUGGGCUGGUGCCAUACCAAUCGCGUUAUUUGGGAACUAUUUCUUUUUCAACUCAGGUACUUCGUCCCCUAUAUUCACUUUGGGAAAUUCAUCAAGAGCAGAUUCGUGGGAGCUAGUGAAAAUUUACCUGUCGUAUGCAUCGGCAUCACCUCUGGUCUCGGACGGCUUAUAUUUGGAUACAUCGCUGACCUACCACGCAUCAAUCGUAUGCUACUCCAACAGUAUCGGAGUCCUCACGAUGCUCCUGCCUCUGACGCACUCUUUCGAAGUAAUUCUUGCCAUAUCUCUUGGAAUGGGACUUUUUGAUGGAUGUUUUAUAUCUCUAUUGGGUCCCAUCGCCUUCGAUAUAUGUGGACGGAAAGGAGCUACUCAGGCGAUAGGAUUUCUUCUCGGUAUGUGCUCUAUACCACUCACCAUUGGUCCUCCCGUCGCAGGGGUUUUAUUCGAUCACACCGGGUCGUACGAUUUGGCGUUUUAUUUGGCUGGAAUUCCCCCAAUUUGUGGUGCACUUGCAAUGUUCCUAAUAAGGUGCGUUGAUGAAGAGAGAUCUGGACGUGGCAAAGCUGAGCCAAUAAACCAAACACGUCAUCCCAUAGCUCAAAAUGCCUGGCAAAACGAAGAAAAGGAGCUUCAGGAUAUGAGCAGGAAUGGUGUACCCUUGAAAUCCCCGUGAUUGUUAAAAUCUACCUAUAUUUCCAGAUCUAUCGUAAAAUUACCCGAUGUUGACCGUUCGGCUCAUUGGGAUUGUUUAGUUAGCUUGAAAUUGUUACGCAAUUCUUGAUUACGAUACAAGAUUGCUCUAGAAUUUUAAUAACCGUUGAUAGACGAGAAUUAAUAAUUUACAUAGUUUUUUUUUUUAAUUCAACUGGCCAAAAGUGCAGGUCACGCACAUUAUCAAUUAGGUAAUUACCUCCCAAUGCUCCUCUAUCUCUCAAACUAGAAACGACUUCCUAGUACCUACUUUUAGUUACUCGUGAUUUCGAAAUUGGGCACACUAGUUCAGUGGUACGCUUCAAUACCUAUUUUCAGAGACACGAAAUAUACAUACGGUCUUUAUACUCAUUGUCAAAUGACGUCGCGCGAUCAGUAAUUUUUCAUAAUUUACUAUUUUUUACUCAUUCUCAACGUUUAAUCACAGAAUUAGCUAUCACACGGUAUGCACACACGUAUCUCUGUAUGUAUAGAUAGGUAUCACAUUAUUGCAGUAUAACUGGUGUAGCCUAUAGUCGAUUGACAACCAAAGUGCAUUUAUCGAUAUACAUAUGUUAGAAACCAAUUGUAUUUUGUAUGCAUAAUUGUUUUUUCGUGGGGCCUUGUUUACGCCAUUUAGUCCGUGACGCGUGUGAUAAUAGUUUCGACGAUGAUAAGGAUAACGAUGAUAUCUUUUCAAAUAUUUAUAUGCCGUGAAGCGAAGCGAGUAGCAAAAUUGAAAAAAGAGUAAAAGAAAAUUAUGUAGCGAGUCUAUGACUUUCCACAUAUUUCAGCUCCUCUGUUUUGCAAAAUCAAAAAUCAAUUGUCGCACAUGAAUUACAGGGUGUCGAAUCGCUCUGUGCUGCGGCUAGUUAGAUGCUAUGCCAGACGAGGACAACGUACGUACAUAUUCCUUACAACGAAACUCCUGUGUAAAAAAAAUUUACUCACAAUAAGUACAAAAACAUGCAUAAAACGUUUUGCGUAAAGGUAGAGAUAUACAGUCACCCAUACAUACAUAUAUAACGUUAUAAUGAUUAAAUGAAUGUCUAUAAAUAUACGGGAAUUGAGUACUUAACUGUCGAUUUGUUUAUACAUUUCUUCAAAGCAUCGGUCUUGGAUACACAUUACAAAAAAUAGCGUGCUGUUUAGCUUAAAUACAUGGAUAUCUAUGAUGCAUAAUAAUUUAGAUAUAUUCUUAUAGUAUUACAGGUAUGUUGAUUCAGUGACAGAAUAAAUAUGUAUUGUAUGUAACAUGUAUGUUAUACUUACAUAUCGUUGGAAUUAUCAUCGUUGUUAUCGAUUGUUCUCUGCCAUCACUUUAUCAUUUAGCCUUAAAUAUGCAGCUAGUUUAAAAGAUCAACAAUGAUCCAUUGACACCGACUUAUUGUGAUUUUUCUUUUUUCUCCUUGUUCUGUAAGGCACGUGUAUGUAUUUAACGACCAUACAUUAUUACAUCAUUUUAUAUAACUAAUAAAAUAUACUAUAUUUAAUCAUA